Molecule: messenger RNA, 3120 nt
Organism: Nerophis lumbriciformis (worm pipefish)
Lineage: Eukaryota; Metazoa; Chordata; Actinopteri; Syngnathiformes; Syngnathidae
Gene: oxsr1b
Product: oxidative stress responsive kinase 1b
Biological process (GO): positive regulation of T cell chemotaxis; peptidyl-threonine phosphorylation; intracellular signal transduction
Cellular component (GO): cytosol; cytoplasm
Molecular function (GO): ATP binding; protein serine/threonine kinase activity
Source: RefSeq, a predicted model, not a curated record
AUUUCAAUAAUAGUCGAAAUGUUUUCGGACAGACGUACUUUUGUCAGUGAAAUGAGUCAUUUUGCUUCAUCUUGGUAUUGCGCAAAAGGGAGCGAUAUCGCCUAGAAGUCAAACAUAAGAGACAAUAUCCAUACGAGGCCACCAUUGAAAGUGGAGCGGAAUCCAUUCUCUGUGCACAGGCACGGCUUGUGGGUCGUUUUAAACGCUCGGUACAAUGUUGUGUGAACAUGUUUCGACGCAAAGAACACCGCGUUAGACGCCUUGUCGUUCGCAGUGCGGCGCCAGUGUGUCGGUAGUUUGUACUCGGGUUAACGAGGAAUGCUAGCAAAGUUGACAGGAAGCCCCCCCCCCAAAAUGCCCAAAAGCAACAUGGCCGCCGAGGAAGCGCACAUUCACUGAGUUGGAAGGCGGUAGGCGGGGCCAAAUGCCCACAAGCAACAUGGCCGCCGAGCAUGCGCACACUCGCUGAGGUGGCAGGCGGGAGGCGGGACCAAAUGCCCACAAGCAACAUGGCCGCCGAGCGAGCCCGCAUUCGCUGAGGGAGGAAUGCGGUAGGCGGGGCCCGCCAGGCUUGUGUCAAACUUUGGGAAUGACAGGAGUGCUGCAGGAGUCGCAAAGAAGGGAAAGUGUCGCCCUUGUUCCUGACAUUUGGACUACUUGGACUUGUUUGAGCGCACAGCGUGUGGACUCCACACUUGUUCCUCGACACGCUGGCGACAAAUACCUCAGCAAUGUCGGAGGACCUGACUUGCCAACCUUGGUCCAUCAAGAAAGAUGAUUAUGAGCUACAACAGGUGAUUGGGAGCGGGGCCACCGCUGUGGUUCAAGCCGCCUACUGUGUGCCACGCAAGGAGAAGGUGGCCAUCAAACGCAUCAACCUCGAGAAGUGUCAGACCAACAUGGACGAACUUUUGAAAGAGAUCCAGGCCAUGAGCCAGUGCCACCAUCCCAACAUCGUGUCCUACUACACCUCCUUCGUGGUGAAGGACGAGCUGUGGCUGGUCAUGAAGCUGCUGAGUGGAGGCUCGGUGCUGGACGUGAUCAAGCACAUCAUCUCACGAGGCGAGCACAAGACGGGCGUCCUGGACCAGGCCAGCAUAGCCACCGUCUUGAAGGAUGUGCUGGAGGGCCUGGAGUACCUGCACAAGAACGGACAGAUACACAGAGAUCUGAAGGCUGGAAACAUUCUUCUAGGUGAUGAUGGAUCCGUGCAAAUCGCAGACUUUGGCGUCAGUGCCUUCCUAGCCACAGGUGGCGACAUGACUCGAAAUAAAGUGCGGAAGACGUUUGUGGGAACGCCAUGUUGGAUGGCGCCGGAGGUCAUGGAGCAGGUCAAAGGUUACGAUUUCAAAGCCGACAUUUGGAGCUUCGGGAUCACGGCCAUCGAGCUGGCCAUUGGGGCGGCGCCGUACCACAAGUACCCUCCAAUGAAGGUGUUGAUGCUGACGCUGCAGAACGACCCCCCCGGCCUGGAGACCGGCGUCACCGACAAGGAGAUGGUGAAGAAAUAUGGCAAGUCCUUCAGGAAGAUGAUCUCCAUGUGUCUGCAGAAGGAUCCGGAGAAGAGGCCGACGUCCUCCGAGUUGUUGAAGCAUAAGUUCUUCACGAAAGCAAAGACUCAUGACUACCUUCUGGAGAAGCUUCUCCAUCGGGCUCCCACGAUAACGGAGCGCUCCAAAAGGGUGCGCCGCGUGCCGGGCUCCAGCGGGCGUCUGCACAAGACAGAGGACGGCGAGUGGGAGUGGAGCGACGACGAGCUGGACGAGGAGAGCGAGGAAGGCAAGGCGGCGGUGGCCGCCCUGAGGUCUCCGAGGGUGAAGGAGGCCUCACAGAACUCAGAGUUUUUCCAGACCAGCGACACUUUAAGCGUGCCGCUUCCUCCCGCUCCCGCUGUCGGCCGAGCAGAACUACCUCAGACUGCAGGAAGCACCUUCCCGCUGCAGCCCGCGCCCGUCGGCCAUCAGUGCUCGCCACACACGGCGUCGCACACGACAGACGGACCCACGACCACGACUGUCGCUCCUACACAGCUUCCUGUCUCCACCAGCAACCAGACGCUUCCCAUUAGUUUGGUUUUACGGUUAAGAAAUUUAAAGAAAGAACUCAACGACAUUCGCUUUGAGUUCAUGCCGGGCAGAGACACGGCAGACGGGGUGUCUCAGGAGCUGGUGUCAGCAGGUCUGGUGGAUGGAAGGGACCUGGUCAUAGUUGCUGCCAAUCUACAGAAGAUAAUGGAGGAUCCCAAAAGCAAUAAAAAUGUGGUUUUUAAACUGGCGUCUGGAAUGGAGGGAUCGGAGGUUCCAGACGAGGUGAAACUGAUGGGCUUUGCUCAGCUGAGCAUCAACUAAAGCAAAGUCUGCUUCCUGGACCUGAAAGAUGUGAACUUUGAUGCUGGAUCAAGACAAGAACUGUGCCAAAGACUAGUGUGGCCUUGUGGGACCAAGCACUCAAGUACAGUAGGACCAGUGGGAUCAUGUACAGUCGGACGGGUAUGAUAGAGUACAGUAUGACAGGUAUGAUCAUGUACAAUAGGACAAGUGUGAGAGUACAGUAGGACAAGUAUGAGAGUAUGGUAUGACAGGUAUGAUCAUGUAAAGUAUGACAGGUAGGAUAGAGUAAAGUAUGACAGGUAUGAUAGAGUACAGUAUGACAGGUAUGAUCAUGUACAAUAGGACAAGUGUGAGAGUACAGUAGAACAAGUAUGAGAGUAUGGUAUGCCAGGUAUGAUCAUGUAAAGUAUGACAGGUAGGAUAGAGUAAAGUAUGACAGGUAUGAUAGAGUACAGUAUGACAGGUAUGAUCAUGUAAAGUAUGAUAGAGUACAGUAUGUCAAAUAUGAUCAUGUACAGUAUGACAGGUAUAAUAGAGUACAGUAUGAAAAGUAUGACAGUACAGUAUGACAAGUAUGAUAGAGUACAGUAUGACAGGUAUGAUGGCAUACAGUAGGACGAGUAUGAUAAAGUACAGUAUGACAGGUAUGAUCAUGUACAGUAUGAUCGAGUACAGUAGGACGAGUAUGAUCAUGUACAGUAUGAUGAAGUACAGUACGACAGGUGUGACAAGACUACAGGUAUGAUAGAGUACAGUAUGACAAGUAUGAUCAUGUACAGUAUGAUCAUGU